AUGGCGCGAUUUCUCAAGAGGAAAGUGGAUACAUCUUCCGAACUAAUUGAUUUGGAUACUCUUCCUUCGGAUCCGUAUGAUCGCAAGCUGAUAGAAUCAUAUAACGUGAAUCAAAAGGAUGCGAUUAGAAGGGCAUAUAUAUUAAGAGGGCCGUAUCAACUAAGAGGUAUCGAAUUCCCACAAACAAAGUUUCAAGGUGACGAGUUAAGAAAAUUUAAGGAAGAAUGGUAUGACAAACAUGAGUAUAAGGGAUGGUUAGAGUAUAGCUCAAAAUCGGAUCGCGUGUUUUGCUUAUGUUUCUAUUUGUUUAGGAGCCACUUCGGAGAUGGUAGAGACACAUUUGUGUGCGGUGGGUAUAACAAUUGGAAAAAGGUACAUGCGUCACUUAAAAAACAUGUUGGUUUAGUUAAUAGUCUACACAACAAAUGUUUCCGAAUGAGUGUUGAUUUAGUUAACGAAAAUCAAGUGGUACACACACAAUGGGACAAUAGGACCCCUAAGGAGAAACGAGAAUACCGACUUAGACUUAGUGCUUCUACUUUGCUUGGGAAAAGGUUGUUGAAUGACGGAUUUGCGUUUCGUGGACAUGAUGAAUCAAAAGAUUCAUUAAAUAAAGGGAAUUUCUUAGAGCUUUUAGAACUCAUGGGUGAAAUGAAUGAAGAGCUUGCUAACGUUAUCUUAGAGAAUGCACCCGCGAAUAACCAAAUGACAAGUCCUAAAAUUCAAGCGGACAUCAAACAUUGUUAUGCUCAAGAGAUGAAUCAUGUGAUGUAUCAAAAAAAAGAACAAAUGGCGGUGAAAAAAUUGGAUGAUGAAUACGUUAACCCAAGGUGGCCAAGAAGAAAGACGAACAUCACAAAUCGGCAUUAUUUUGUGUAUGAUUGCUUCAAUGAGGUUCUUGAUUUGCAAAUACAAGAAUUUGGGAACUGUUUUAAUGAGGUAACAUCGGAACUACUUGUUUGUAUGAGUUGUUUGAGUCCUUGUGAUAAUUUUAGUGCAUUUGACAUUCCAAAUAUACUAAAGCUAGCCGAGAAGUAUCCAUAUGAUUUCAAUGAAGAGGAAAAACGAAGGCUUCCGGUUCAACUCGGAAACUACUUUAAUUUUGUGAAAAAAGAUAAACAAUUCGCCAACUUGGAUGGUUGGGGAAUUUUUUUCCCAACCGACUUUGUGAUCCUUGAUAUGGAGGAAGACACCGAGAUCCCGUUCAUAUUAGGAAGGCCAUUCCUUGCCACCGCGCGGGCCAUGGUGGAUAUGAGUGACGGAAGGCUAACAUUGAGGGUGGGUGACAAGGAAAUAAAGUUUGAAGUGGGACGACGCGUGGAGGAUGACCCGGUCAACUACAUCAAAGCAAUAGAAUCGAGCCUAGACAGUGACAUAUGA
Molecule: messenger RNA, 1380 nt
Organism: Helianthus annuus (common sunflower)
Lineage: Eukaryota; Viridiplantae; Streptophyta; Magnoliopsida; Asterales; Asteraceae
Exons: 3
Coding region: 1-1380 (459 amino acids)
Source: RefSeq, a predicted model, not a curated record